Prorocentrum cordatum is the source of this 185-nucleotide messenger RNA. The record is from the annotation of a GenBank genome assembly. Lineage: Eukaryota; Dinophyceae; Prorocentrales; Prorocentraceae.
GCGGACGACGAUCGUGACCCCAUGGUGAUGCUGCUACACGCCUUGGCCAAGCUGGGGAUGGUGCACGCGCGGGAGCUCGGGGUGAAGUGCGUGAAGGAGCUCGGCAGGCUGGCGCAGGACGAGCCCGGGCUGGAGCACGACGUCCGGAAGAUGGUGGUGGAGAUGCUGCUGCAGCCGCUGGUCCG